This is a messenger RNA of Trichomonas vaginalis G3, 699 nucleotides long. RefSeq lists its product as uncharacterized. The transcript has a single exon. Lineage: Eukaryota; Parabasalia; Trichomonadida; Trichomonadidae. Bases 1 to 699 code for a protein of 232 amino acids. The record is from RefSeq and is a predicted model, not a curated record.
AUGUCGAAAGGAAAAUUGACUCCACCAAAGACAUAUCAUCAAAAUGUAAUAGCAAGUGGGACAAAAAAAAUCAAUGAUUUUAAAGUUGAUUGUUUAUAUAAACUUGAUGAUCUCAAGCUAAAGCAUCUAGCUGAAAUCCAAAAGUUCAAUGACUAUUGGGCAAGCGAAGAAAUCCUUGUUCGCUACUCGAGUCCAUCACCAGAGCUUCAAGAUUUGUAUCACCAAGAGGAAAAGCUCGUGGAGUUCAAGGAAUAUGCACAAGCAGCUAACAUACGCCAAUAUCGAAUUAGUCUUGAAGAAAAAGAAACAAAGGAAUCACAAGAAAAGUUAUUAUCUGACGCAAAAUCAAAGUUAAGAAUACUUGAGAAAAAGCACCAAUAUGAGCUUGAGCGUCUCGAAGCUUAUUUUCAAGAAGGAAUAAGGAAAUUACAAUAUAAAAAAGAAAAUGAUGCAAUUAUGUUCCAAAAAAGAUUAAUUAAGUUAAACAAAGACCACGAAAAUCCAAUAGAUAGAGCUCCACUUCCUGCUUCAUGGAGAUUCAGCGAAAUGGGAACCCAAACUCCUAUGGCUGUAACAACUCCAAGGACAAGAGUGAAAUUCGCCAACUUUAAGAAGACAAAACCAAUUGUCAAGCUUGAAUUGCACGGAAUUACAUCUCGACCAUCGACUUGUAUCCAACGUGUUCGAAUUCAACUUUAA